Messenger RNA from Lineus longissimus, 1014 nucleotides. RefSeq lists its product as uncharacterized. The record is from RefSeq and is a predicted model, not a curated record. The transcript has a single exon. Lineage: Eukaryota; Metazoa; Nemertea; Pilidiophora; Heteronemertea; Lineidae. Bases 1 to 1014 code for a protein of 337 amino acids.
AUGCUAUCCGAUAAACUACCUAUAAUCGCUUCCAUGUUCAAACAGGUCGAGGUGUCUCUUGCCAGGAAACAAAUUGGAACCACUAGCAGCAUGUACGCUUAUCGAUCAUACCUGGAAGCAUUACUCAGUCAUGGAGAAUACGCCAAAACUCAUCAAUUGCGAGCGGGCGGAUACUUUAAGGAGCUGGCAAAUAUGGAGACCACCAGGGCUACGAUCAGCGACAGCUCAGCAACUCAUAACAAAGGAGCCAUAGCUCGCUUCAAGAUGGCAAAGUUCAGUCGAAGUUUUGAACUCCAAGGCCGCAUCCAUAACGAGAUGUUCGAGCAAGGAAAACUUCUCCUCAGCAAAGUAUCCCUUACAGUCAAAUUAACCAUGGGAAACCCUGAAUUCAACCUGAUGUCUGCGUCAACAACUACAGAUUAUAAGAUAAAAUUGGAGAAAGCGAUCCUCUACGCAAGCCACAAAGAAAUUGCAUCCUAUGUCCGAGUAACCCACGAAGAAAAGCUUCUAACGGCUAAUGCAAAAUACCCCGUGGCAAGAAUCGAAACGCGUUACUUUCAGAAAGCUGCAGGAACUGCCGACAUGUCCGAGGCCAAUCUGUGCAAGGGAGAGACUCCGAGGAGAAUUAUUCUGGGCCUGGUCGCCAGCUAUGCCAUGAACGGUGCUCUCGACGGAAACCCGUUUAAUUUCAAGCAUUACAAGGCGACCAGCGUAAAACUAACCGUUGCGGGAGCCGAGAUUCCUUACGGGGAACUAAAAAUGAAUUUUGGCGAUAAAAAGGUGCUAAACGGGUACAUGACGCUCUUCCGAGGGAGCAAGGUCUGGCCUGCCAAUAAGAGCAACGACAUAACGCUAGAAGACUAUGUGGAUGGAUAUGCCCUGUACGUCUUCAACUUAGCCCGAGACGAUGCCGGAUCGAGUGCAUUUCAACUCGCCAAAAAAUGGAGACGUAAGCGUGGAAAUCAAGCUGUCCGAAGCUACAACCGAAGCGAUAAACAUCGUAGUUGUGUAUGA